AUGGCACCAGAAACAGCAACUUCCGUCAUCGACAGGGCCGUCAAGAUGAGGAAGGAGAUGGAAGCCCGGAAAGGGCUCUUGGCCUGGACACUCCUUAAUCUGUCUCUCGCAGGCAUGAUAUAUACUGAAAUGACUGAAAAUCUCAUCAGCUCAUAUUACAACAUCACAUGCUGGCCAAUCUGGCAUCUUGAACUCACACCACUCGCAUCUCUGUUCAUCCUGAACGCUGCCUUUGAUUUCUGCGUGUACUUCAAAUACACAGUGGCACCGACCAGCCUGGUUGCGAGUCCUGGCCAGCAGACCCUGCUGGGGUUGCAGAAUGCAGGUGGAGAGUGGUCACUCAGAAAGCUUUUGAAGAUCACACCUUCUCCCCGGCCCCGGGGCCAGAGUGUGCUGAGUUACAGCCCGUCCCGCUGCCCUCGCACCCACCCACAGUUUGGUACCGGUUGUGUCCUGGGGCACAGCCCCCAAGGACAGGCUCUGUCAAGCAGCGGCACUUCCAGCCCUGCUGGAACCUAUUCCCCAAGCAGCAGCUCCAGUCAGGUUUCCAGCCCCAGCUCCUCUCCCAGCAGGUCACCGUCCCCCAGUAGCGCUGGGCCAGUGGAAAGCAGUGGGUUAAGGUCUCAUUGCCACUCUUCCCCCGCUCUGUGCAAUUCUAUGGGCGCAGAGGAGGAUGUGACAGACCUCAGGGCACUGCACGCCUUCCUUCGGAGAGAGGAGCAGAAGCGACGGAGAGUUCAACUAGGGUGUUCGGAUUCCAGCUCUCCUUCCAGCAGCCCAGCUUUGGGGAACUGCAGCCGUUCCAUUGCCGACUGCAUGCAGGUGCUGAUAAAGUUCCAGUACCAGCUGGCCUGCAGGCCCCAGGCCCCAUCACCACACAAGGAUGUACCUGACCUGCGCUCGACAUGCGCUGCAGAAGAGGUCUGGGCACGGGUGUCGAUGCAGCGCCACCUUAUUGGUCCCGUGGAUUCCCAGACCACGAAGGUCAGAAACUGGAUUAAUGAGACUAUUGUAGUGCCACUUGUCCAAAAGAUUGAAUCUGUGAGCAUUCAGCUGCAAAGAAUGGUGUGUCCAGAGUUGCAGAUCAGAGACGAGGACAUCAGCAGUCCCCCAUCGAGCUGUGCCUACGCGUGA
Molecule: messenger RNA, 1134 nt
Organism: Athene cunicularia (burrowing owl)
Lineage: Eukaryota; Metazoa; Chordata; Aves; Strigiformes; Strigidae
Product: transmembrane protein 209-like
Exons: 10
Coding region: 1-1134 (377 amino acids)
Cellular component (GO): membrane
Source: RefSeq, a predicted model, not a curated record